GCAUGCGCCCCUUGCACUACGCUGCCUGGCAAGGGAAGAAGGAGCCCAUGAAACUUGUGCUGAAGGCCGGCUCCUCGGUCAACAUCCCGUCGGACGAGGGGCAGAUCCCUUUGCACUUGGCAGCCCAGCACGGACACUACGAUGUGUCAGAAAUGCUCCUCCAGCAUCAGUCCAACCCCUGCAUCCUGGAUAACAGCGGGAAGACCCCUCUGGACUUGGCCUGCGAAUUUGGCCGUGUUGGGGUGGUGCAGCUGCUUCUGAACAGCAACAUGUGCGCAGCCCUGUUGGAGCCCAAGCCGGGGGACAUCACUGACCCAAACGGGACCAGCCCACUGCACCUGGCCGCCAAGAAUGGGCACAUUGAUGUCAUCAGGCUUUUGCUCCAGGCUGGCAUAGACAUUAAUCGUCAGACGAAGGCAGGAACCGCCUUGCACGAAGCGGCCCUGUGUGGCAAGACGGACGUGGUGCGCCUCCUCCUGGAUAGCGGGAUCAAUGCCCAUAUCCGGAACACCUACAGCCAGACCGCCCUGGACAUUGUCCACCAGUUCACGGCCACGCAAGCCAGCAAGGAGAUCAAGCAGAUGCUGCGAGACGCUUCGGCUGCCCUGCAGGUCAGGGCCAUGAAAGAUUAUUGCAACAACUACGACCUGACCAGCCUCAAUGUCAAAGCCGGGGACAUCAUCACGGUGCUGGAGCAGCAUGCCGACGGCCGGUGGAAAGGCUGCAUCCACGACAACCGGACAGGCAACGACCGUGUGGGAUACUUCCCGUCCACCCUGGUCGAAGCCAUCAGUAAACGUACAGGUUCCCGGGGGUCGGAUGCCAGCCCCUCCCACUUGUCCCCCGGCAGCUCUGCUACCACGCCGGCCCCCGCAGAAGAAAUCUGGGUGCUCCGCAAGCCCUUCGCAGGAGGCGACCGCAGCAGCGUGGGCAGCACUGGAAGCAUCGCCAGUGGACGGAGCUCGGGCAGUGGCCAGAGCACGGGAAGCGGAAGCCAUGUGGCCCUUCACCCCAGUUCAGAAGGCGUGAAGCUGCUGGCAACUGUCCUUUCCCAGAAGGCGUCUGUGCAAGAAUCUGCUGUGAGCGACGGGCCUGCCAAGGCGGUGGAGACACCCGCAGGAUUGGGCAGCACCCCAUACCCCAGCCAGCCGUAUGGCGAGCAGCAGGUCAAGAAGGUGGAGCCGCAGUCCGAGGGGAAGAGCUCAGAGGCCGUCUACCAGUGGCUCUACAAGUUUCAGCUGCAACUCUAUGCCUCCAACUUCAUCAAUGCUGGUUACGACAUUCCCACGAUCAGCAGGAUGACCCCCGAGGACCUGACGGCCAUUGGGGUCACCAAGCCAGGACACCGAAAGAAGAUCGCCUCCGAGAUCAACAAUCUGAACAUUCCCGAGUGGCUCCCAGAGUACAAGCCAGCAAACCUGGCACUUUGGCUUUCCAUGAUCGGUCUGGCACAGUAUUACAAAGUCCUGGUGGAAAAUGGCUACGAGAACAUCGAUUUCAUCACCGAUAUCACUUGGGAGGAUCUGCAGGAGAUCGGCAUCACCAAACUGGGCCACCAGAAGAAGCUGAUGCUAGCUGUGAAAAAGUUGGUGGAGAUCCAGAAAGCUGAAUACAUCAAGUAUGAAUCAGGAACACUGAAGAAAAAGGGUGCACCACAGUCACAGGACACAGUGGCCAUAGAGUCUCCUCCGCAGGAAACGGCUGAAUGCCAGUCCCCCAAGAUGUCCACUUUCCAGGACAGCGAGCUGAGCAAUGAAUUGCAGGUGGCCAUGACAGGCACCAGUGAAGAGGGGCCUGAGAAACAGGUCAACCAUGUGACGCACUUCCGGGACGGAACUGUGUACCGGCACCCCUCCCGCCUCGUUCAUGAGAACAGCCUGAGUGGGAGAGCUAAGCUGAUUAGUAGUUCCCAGGAGCUGCUGGGAGAUGGGCCCAAAUCUCCUGGCCCUGCAGCAUCCAAAAGCCAGGAGCACCUAGCAGAAGAGGGGAAGGAGCCUCCAGCCACCCUGCCCAAGGAGGUGCGGAGCCUCCGUCAUGGCCACAGCAUCAAGAGGGCUAGCGUCCCACCAGUGCCUGGAAAACCCCGGCAAUCCUUCCCUCCAGCUGCAGGCCACUACACCCCUCCGCAAACUCCCACCAAGCCCCGCCCAUCCUCUCCUCAGGCUUUCGGGGUGCCCCACGCCACAGCCAAAGUAAAACCCACACCACAGUUGCUGCCGCAGACCGACCGACCCAUGUCCCCUCGCUCACUGCCUCAGUCUCCAACGCACCGGGGCUUUGCAUAUGUCAUGCCGCAGCCUGUGGAGGGAGAGGCUCAGACCGUGGGCCCCCUGGCUCAAGCCGUGCCGGUCCUGCCCAUCUCCAUUCCAGUGCUGUGCCUGCCACCCCAGGCUGCGGAGAGCGAGGAGGAGGCAGGUCGGCCCAAGAAGAGGGCCCACAGUCUGAAUCGCUAUGCAAUGUCUGACAGUGAGCAGGAGCGGGAUGAGCUGUUGGUGCCAGAUGCUGGGCCCUAUGCCACUGUGCAGCGGAGGGUUGGGCGCAGCCAUUCUGUCCGGGCACAGUCGGGUGCCGACAAGAACGUGAACCGCAGCCAGUCCUUUGCUGUGCGGCCCAAGAAGAAGGGGCCUCCGCCUCCGCCGCCCAAACGUUCCAGCUCUGCCAUCUCCAGCAGCAACAUGACGGACGAUUUUAGCAAAGAAGGAGAGGAGGGAGAAGAACUGGCCCAGAAGCAGCUGAGUGACGGGGGCACUGUGGACACAGGCAGUGCUGGGAGCGUAAAGAGUAUUGCUGCCAUGUUAGAAAUGUCAUCUAUCGGUGGAGGGGGGCGGGCUCUUGCCCUGCAAAAGGGGGCUGACGGGUACUACUUGCAGCCUGGUGUGGUUGUGCGCUCAGCCAGUCCGGAACACAUCCGUGUUGCAACUGUUCUGGCCACUGUCAAGCACAAAGAGGCCAUUGGACCAGACGGAGAGGUGGUGAACCGCCGACGCACCAUCAGUGGCCCUGUGACUGGGCUUGUGGCAGCUGCUCGCCAGCACAGCGGGAGCUCCCCACAGAACGGUUCAGGAGAAAAUAUCCCCUUUGCUGAGGAGGGCAGCCUGACUAUCAAGCAGCGUCCCCGGCAGAUGAGCCUCGCCAAGGCCGAAGGUGGGGAGGGCUUGUCCCUGGCCCAUCGGCAUGGUGACCUUUCCAGAGUGGAGGCCAGUGCCACUCUCAAGCGGAGGAUCCGGGCAAAGCAGUGUCAACAGGACAAUGUCAAGUUCAUCCUAACGGAAUCGGAUACUGUGAAAAGGCGGCCAAAGUCAAAAGAGAAGGAGCAAGAGCUGGCCCAGCUCUCAGUGUACCACAAUGGUAUGGGCACAGUCAAGCGCCGGCCGACCUCUGAAAUGAGCAGCCUGGGGGCUGUGGCUCCCGCAGAGCAGAAGGAGAGAGGGGAAGGGGCUUUGGUUCAGAUCCCCCGUGAAGGAGAAGCCAAGAAGCCCACCAAGCCUCCUGUCUCCCCCAAGCCCAUCUUGCCGCCCAAAACCUCAGGGCCUUCCACGCCCACCACCAAAAGGGCUCCGAUUCCCGGCCCUGGAAGCCCAGAGGUGAAACGUGUCCAUGGGACCCCACCACCCACAUCUCCAAAGCCUACACCACCCCCAACUGCUCCGAAGCCGAAGGUCCACCCUGUCCUCCAGUCAGUGAGUGCCAGCUGCACACCAGCACCUUCACCGGCCAAGCAGCUGACCCCUACCAUCAAGCCUUCAAGCACACCUCCUUCCCUCUGCUCCAGCCCAGCUAAGCCUUUGUCUCCCGGAGGGCUACCUCCUCAGACCGUGCCAGUCAAGCCACCUCGCUCCUCCAUGGCUGGGCCUUCAGUGGAGAGCACCGAGAGUGUGCAUCAAAAACUGGAGGAGACCAGUGCUUCUCUGGCUGCUGCUCUGCAAGCUGUGGAGGAGAAGAUCAAGCAAGAGGAUGGACAAGCAGCAGAUUCCAGUGCAGAAUCCAAGAGUACUGUCAGCAUCCUGGAUGACAUCGGCAGCAUGUUUGAUGAUCUUGCUGACCAGCUAGAUGCCAUGUUGGAAUGA
Molecule: messenger RNA, 4067 nt
Organism: Protobothrops mucrosquamatus (brown spotted pit viper)
Lineage: Eukaryota; Metazoa; Chordata; Lepidosauria; Squamata; Viperidae
Gene: CASKIN1
Product: CASK interacting protein 1
Exons: 18
Coding region: 3-4067 (1354 amino acids)
Molecular function (GO): protein binding
Source: RefSeq, a predicted model, not a curated record